GCGAGAUUAGAUGAGGCAACAAAGAAUUUGAAGACAUUUGAAGAAGGAGAAAAUGAUAGGAAGUGGUUGAACGAGUUGAGAGGAAAGGUGAGAAGAAAAGAGCAGCUUGAUGAAGAUGACAAGAGGCAGCUGGAGAGACUGGAAAAAGAAGAAGAGAGGUUGAAGAAAAACGUAAACGAUUGGAAGAACCAAACGAUUAAUUUACAAAAUAAAUUAGCUGAAUUUGGUAAAGGAGAAAGUAAUAAACAAAUUGCGUAA
This is a messenger RNA of Funneliformis caledonium, 258 nucleotides long. The record is from the annotation of a GenBank genome assembly. NCBI's taxonomy places the organism in Eukaryota, Fungi, Glomeromycota, Glomeromycetes, Glomerales, Glomeraceae.